Molecule: messenger RNA, 6624 nt
Organism: Aptenodytes forsteri (emperor penguin)
Lineage: Eukaryota; Metazoa; Chordata; Aves; Sphenisciformes; Spheniscidae
Gene: NR3C2
Product: nuclear receptor subfamily 3 group C member 2
Exons: 8
Coding region: 22-3018 (998 amino acids)
Biological process (GO): regulation of DNA-templated transcription
Molecular function (GO): sequence-specific DNA binding; DNA-binding transcription factor activity; zinc ion binding
Source: RefSeq, a predicted model, not a curated record
AUUAAUUUUACUUUUUUGUAUAUGUCUUUGCUAGUUAUGGAGACAAAAGGAUACCACAGCUACCCAGAAGGCUUAGAUAUGGAGAGACGGUGGGGUCAAGUUUCUCAGUCUGUGGAGUAUUCUUCUAUAGGUGCUGGAGAGCAGACUGAUGACAGUAACUAUAUGGAGAUUGUAAACGUAAGCUGUGCUGCCGGCGCUUUUGCCAACAGCAGUGCUCAAGGAAACAACAAAGAAAAACCUGAGCUACUCCCCUGCCUGCCGCAAGACAGCAGUCAGCCUGGUCUUUUGCCCUCUGACAUCAAAACCGAAACGGAGUCAAAGGAGCUGUCGGCAACGGUGGCCGAAUCCAUGGGUUUAUAUAUGGAUUCGAUACGAGACGCCGAUUAUCCCUACGAUCAGCAGAACCAGGGGAGCCCGGGAAAGAUCUACCCGAACGUGGAGCAGCUGGUGAAGCUCUACAAGGAGAAUGGCCAUUGCGCUUCUCCCCUCCACAGCGCCAGCAGGCCCUUGAGGUCUUUGAUGUCGGACUCUGGGAGCACUGUGAACGGUGGUGCCAUGCAUGCUAUUGUCAAAAGCCCUAUCGUGUGUCAAGAGAAAAGCCCUUCGGGCUGCAGCCCUCAGAACAUGGCUUCCUCGGUGUGUAGUCCUGCUGGAGUUAACUCUGUGUCCUCAACUACUGCUAACUUUGGGAACUUUGCUGUGCACAGCCCCAUCGGCCAGGGAACCCCUUUGUCACGCUCGCCGAACGUUGAAAACCGGGGGUCUAUGUUGCACAGUCCCGCACACGUUAGCAACGUCGGGUCUCCGCUUUCUAGCCCUAUAAGUAGCAUGAAAUCACCGAUUUCUAGUCCUCCCAGUCAUUGCAGCGUGAAAUCUCCCGUCUCGAGUCCCAAUAAUAUCACUAUGCGAUCUUCUGUGUCCAGUCCCGCGAACCUGAACUCGAGGAGCUCCAUUGCCAGCCCUUCCAAUGCCAACAAUAGGUCCACUCGUUCUAGUCCAGCGGUUAGCACUGUGGGAUCGUCCAUCUGUAGCCCCGUAAACAACUCCCUAGGAUUCCCGGCUUCCGGCACGCCAGCAGGACCUAGCAGAAGCCAAGAUACCGUUCCCAGUCCAGAAACAAAAGACAAGGGUGCUCAAGAACUCACGUUUCCUAAGGUGGAGGAAAUGGAGAAUGCCAUCUCCAACAACAGUCAGAUGAACCUUGUUCAAUUCAUAAAACCCGAGCCAGACGGUUCGUUCGGCAGUGCGUGCAUUGGUGACAGCAGCAAAAUAAACUCCGAUUCCCCCUUUUCAGUACCAGUGAAGCAAGAGUCGGCCAAGCAUCCUUGUUCUGGUGCCUCUUUUAAAGGGAAUCAAACAGUAAAUCCUUUCCCAUUUACAGAUGGCUCGUAUUUUUCUUUUAUGGAUGACAAAGACUAUUACUCUCUUUCUGGGAUUUUAGGACCACCUGUUUCUUCAUUUGAUGGAAGUUGUGAAGGUAGCGGUUUUCCAAAUCCAGGCCUACCUGUGGGAAUUAAGCAGGAGCCUGACGAUGGCAGCUAUUACCAAGAAAACAGUAUACCAUCCUCUGCCAUUGUGGGUGUAAAUUCAGGUGGACAGUCGUUUCACUACAGGAUCGGUGCCCAAGGCACGAUAUCUUUGUCGCGGCCGGUUGCUCGAGAGCAGGCGUUUCAGCACUUGAGCUCGUUCCCUCCCGUCAGCACGCUAGUGGAGACCUGGAAGUCGCAUUCGGAGUUGGCAUCCAGAAGAAGUGAUGGGUAUCCAGUUCUAGAGUACAUUCCAGAAAACGUGUCGAGCUCUUCAUUGAGAAGUGUAUCAACUGGAUCUUCAAGACCUUCCAAAGUGUGUUUGGUGUGCGGAGAUGAGGCAUCUGGAUGUCAUUAUGGGGUGGUUACAUGUGGCAGCUGUAAAGUUUUCUUCAAGAGAGCAGUAGAAGGACAGCACAAUUACCUGUGUGCGGGAAGGAAUGACUGCAUAAUUGAUAAGAUUCGGAGGAAGAACUGCCCAGCCUGUCGAUUACAGAAAUGUCUGCAAGCUGGAAUGAAUUUAGGAGCCCGGAAGUCCAAAAAGUUGGGGAAAUUGAAAGGGAUGCACGAGGAGCAGCCACAGCAGCGGCAGCAGCCACCACCCCAGAGCCCCGAGGAAGGGACGACGUACAUCGCGCCUGUGACUGAGCCCUCUGUAAACACAGCACUUGUCCCCCACAUGUCUGCUAUCUCACCAGCACUUACUCCCUCUCCUGUUAAGAUCCUUGAAAGCAUUGAACCGGAGAUCGUGUACGCAGGAUACGACAGUUCGAAGCCAGACACAGCGGAGUACCUGCUUUCCACCUUAAACCGCCUGGCUGGCAAGCAGAUGAUUCAGGUGGUGAAGUGGGCAAAGAUACUUCCAGGAUUUAGAAACUUGCCUCUCGAGGACCAAAUUACUUUAAUUCAGUAUUCUUGGAUGUGUCUGUCAGCAAAAAAAAAAAAAAAAAAAAAAUUGAUCUUCGAUAAGUAUUCCUUAAUGGUCUUUUUCAGUGCAGGCUGGAAGGACUGCUCUGUCUGUCUCGCUCCAGACCUGAUCUUCGAUGAGGAACGGAUGCGCCAGUCUGCUAUGUUUGAACUGUGCCAGGGGAUGCACCAGAUCAGUCUGCAGUUUGUUCGCUUGCAGCUUAGCUUUGAGGAGUACACUAUAAUGAAAGUUUUGCUGCUGUUAAGCACAGUUCCCAAGGAUGGUCUCAAAAGCCAAGCUGCCUUUGAAGAAAUGAGGGCAAAUUACAUUAAAGAGCUAAAGAAGAUGGUAACUAAAUGUCCAAGUAACUCUGGGCAAAGCUGGCAGAGAUUCUACCAACUGACUAAACUUCUUGACUCCAUGCAUGAUCUUGUUAGUGACUUAUUGGAAUUCUGUUUCUACACCUUCCGAGAGUCUCAGGCACUGAAAGUAGAGUUUCCAGCCAUGCUGGUGGAAAUCAUCAGUGACCAGCUACCAAAGGUGGAAUCUGGGAAUGCCAAGCCCCUGUACUUUCACAGGAAGUGAUAGAAAAUGUCUUAAAUGGAAGAACUUUGCCUUAAGUUUCCCUGUGUUAUUCCACACCCAUGAAGGACCCAAGAAACCAUAUUUUAAACAUGCUAUUUACACUUGUUCAGCAGUCUCUGAAUAGUCUAAAAUCAUAUGAAGGGUUUGGGGACUGGAAAGCAGUUGACUCGGAUUUGGCAAGACCUAGAUGUUUGGAAAUUACCCCAUAACCCUAAAACACUUAGAAAAUGUUCCUGUUCCUCUGGAUGAAAAGCCAUAUCUAGUCAGUAACUCUUUGAUUUUGAUAUUUUAACAGAUGGAGUUUUAAAUAUGCCAUGUAGUUUCUGGUAUUGUUUGCUUGUUUUAAAAGGGUUCAAGAACUAAUGAGAACUUUUUAAAGCUUACCCUUGGUUUGCACAUAAAACGUAAAGUCAAUAUGGGGCAUUAAUAUUCUUUUCUUGUAAAAAAAACCAACAAAACCUAUAUAUAUACACACAUAUAUACACACACAAACCCUAACGUGUAAAGUAAUAACAGAACAUUUGGUGUGGAAUACUCUGUUAUCCCCACCUGUGGCAUUUGUUAUCCCAUGUUAUCCCAUCAUAGAUGAUAUACACUGUGUUAAGUGUCCAUUUACUAUUUAAUUAAAAAGGAUAAGAUGUGAAAACAAAUGCCCUGGUAUCAAUUUAUGGUAUCUAUUGUGCUGGCUUUACAAAUAAUUUUUUGCAGUCUUUUGCUGUACUGUACAUUGCUGUAUGUAUAAAUUGUGAAGGACCUGAAAUAAGGUGUAAGGAACUUUUGUAAAUGAGACAAAAAAAAUCUUUAAUGGUUAAUAGGAUGAAUGGGAAAGUAUUUUUGAAAGAACUCUAUUUUGCUGGAGACUAUUUAAGUACUAUCUUUGUCUAAACAAACAAGGUAAUUUUUUUGUAAAGUGAAAUGUUCUGCAUGCAUAAUGAACCGUUUACAGUGUAUUUAAGAAAGGGAAAGCUGUGCCUUUUUUAGCAUCAUAUCUAAUUUGCCAUCCUACAGUAUCCGUUGUAAAUAACCACACUUAACCUUUUCGGUUGUAUUUAAGCCUUUCUAUUUUCCUCUAUAUUUUUCUCCCUUUUGUCUCGCUUGCAAGCGUAUGUGACUUGAGCACAUCUGAGAAAUCCCGCUUCAUAUUUCUGUCAGAAACUACACUAUGUUGCGUUUGCCACUUUACGAAGGUUUCAUUUAACAAGACAAAUUACGGUCUCUCCAAAGCUUUUGCCAGCUUGAUGAUCUAGUGAGUUCUUCCCCUCUAUUCCCCUUCUCUCUCAGGGGAACAGGGGCGAAUAAGAUGUUGAGUGAGUUUUCUUUUUUUUAUUAAGGUUUCCCAGAUUGUUUGUUUUUCCUUUGAAUACUGGAUACAUAAAACAUCUUAAAAGGUCAGAUUAUUAUUUCAGAUGGGGGAGAGCGGUUUCUGAUUAUGAUGACGGGAACAUGCAGAUCAUUACAGUAAGUAUAUCGAACAGCUUUGUACUGGUGAGAGGGAUGGUAAGGUACCGAGAAGGGCAGAUUAGCUGAGUAGAAUUUUUAGUGAUAAACUAAAGCCGUAUGUAAUUUUGUAAGCAUUUUUGUAAUAACCUGAAUACAUCUGAGAAGACAAAUGUUCACACUACAAGUUCAACUCAGUUGGUCUGAUUUUGUCUCAAAAAUGUUUUCUCUAGAAUAAGACUGCAAGAAAAAAAAUUUUUGAGGUGAUUUUCGCUAUUUCACAAUUUAUAAGCAAAUACAAAAUUUUGGAGUAGAAUAGAGGACAGGUGAACUUUUCUGAGGCUCAACUGUUGCUACCAUAUGCUCAUGUUUAAAUAGAACAGUUUUUCAGAGUCCUAAUCUGUAGUGUUCUUUCUGGGUGCCACUGGUAUUUUUGAGCUCUAGUUUGUCCCUUGGCCGGUCAGAAUGUAGCAUUUCUUUUAAACGGUGGUCGAAUUAAGAAUUCUACACCCUUUCUGAGUCCAAAUUUUGAGGUGCGCUUUGGUGCACUGAAGACAGUCAGUGCUACUUGUCUUUUUAAAUGACACCUGCCUUAUGCAAUGAGUAACCUGUAAAGACUGUAUUCAGAGAGGUUUUUUUAUAUAUAAAUAUAUACAUACAUAUAUUAUUUGCAUUUUGGAAGUCUAAUUCAUAGGCAGAUCUUUAAAUACUGACCUGCACAGCAAUAUGAAAGCCAAACUUCCAACGUGAGACACACAGCAUGCAGACUGGUUGUUUACAGUAAAGACACAGUCAUACAUCCAUCUUUUCAUUUACACUUUUUUUAAGUCUAAAACAGAAAAUCUCAAAGCCAGGUUCUGGGUGAAUACAGUCUGCAGCAGCUUUUUAUAUUAACAAAGUUACUGCCUCCUUUUGUGUCUCAGAGUAACUUUGCUUGAUUAAAACAGCCAAAGCCAUAUCUACACUUCACUGUUAAAUGCCUGUCCCAGUCCAAAUUGUUGUCUGUUUGCUCCUAUUUUUGACCUUAUUACUUUUAAUCUUGGUUUGGUACAAUUCAUAAUUCACAGAAACUUCAUAUAAUUAAACACACUAAAUUAGUUUUAAAAAGCAAUUUAUAUCUUUAUGCAAAAACGUCUGUCUGUCUUUGCAAACAACUGUAAGCAGAUGAUAAUAAAUCCUUUACUUUAAUCACCUGUUGUUUAUGAAACCAUUCAUUGAUUAUUAUUUUUUGCUAGAGAUCAUUGAAGUAAUAGAUACAAUUGGAUAUAGAUGUUGUAAGAGGCAGUAUUCUCUUAUCAAGGACACUUAAGCAGAAUAGCCAUCACUUUUUUAAUCUAAACCUGUGUACAGCAAAAAAAAAACAAACCACAAACCAACCCUAGUUUUUAGCUACUGGGAAGUUACGUUCUUUUGAAUUUGUUUAGAAUGAAAUAGGCAUUUGUCUCCUGCAAAAUACAAGACAAACUAAAACACCUUUUAGAAGUGGGCUUCUGUUCAUUGAGCUAAAUUAUUUUGUUGUAAGAAGGAAUGGGGAUAUACAGCAAGAGCAUUGUAUACACAGUUAAAAAAUGUAAAAUAGUGUUUAAUGUACUGCAGUGGGUAUUUCAGGAAUACUACACAUCGUGCGACUGAACAGUUGCGCAAAAUAAAAUAGAAAAGACUAAAGUUUGCAAUAUCAAAAUCUUAUUAAAAAGAUACUUUACAAUCAAUAAUGCAAAAAGCUAAUUCACAGGGUGGUGUUUUUCACUGACUUGUUUAAACAUUUAUGAAAUUAAACAAUUCUACAGUUAAUGCACUUUUAAUUGUUUAUUAAAGAUCUGACUUUUUCUUUUUUUAGAGCAAUGUUUUCAGCUGGAGGUCAAUGACUUGAUAAGAUAGACAGCAGUUCUGAGGCCAGGAAUCACAGAGGAAUGUUUAAGAAUUCUUGGAGUUUAAAUAGAUUCCUGGAUGAAAAUUAAAAGCAGCCAGCAGUAUGGUGUAAACAGUAAAAUCUAUGCAUAAUGAUGCAUUUAUAAUUAGGGGUUUGCUUCUGUAUGUUUAAAGCUUUUUAAAUAAAUAGAAAAUAUUGUUUGGUCUUUAUGUUAAUGUCUGCAAGUACCUAUUUUUCUUUUUUCUUUUUUUUUAUACAAAUUGUACAAAUAUACAUGAAUUAAACUGGUUUGAUUGCAA